CAGCUCCACAUGGCGAUCAGUAAGACCACAGCCAGGGUGGUGGUUGACUGUAAGGUAGUGGGAGGAAAGCCCAUCAACGCGGCUGGCAACAUCAGUAUAGACGGGGUGGAGGUACUGGGACGCAUGGUACGAUCCAGAGGGAAGAGGGACAACUCAGCUCCGUUCCAGAUCCAGAUGUUUGACAUUAUCUGCAGCACGUCCUGGGCCAGUCGAGACAAGUGCUGUGAGCUCCCUGGACUGAGGCUGGAGGAGGACUGUCCUGCCAUGCCCCAUGCCUGUAGCUGUUCUCAGGACAGUAAAGGACCUCCCGGACCCACAGGACCUCCCGUAAAGUCCUACUACUGCCUUUAUUUACCGUCUCAGGGAAUAGGGUGCCCUUUUAACACACCUUUUAACACCAUACAAAAUAAUCCUAGACAGAAAACAACACUCAGAGACAUCAUUUCUCCAGAGAGCUGUCAAGCAGGCAGGAAAAGAGACUCCAGGGGCCGACAGAAGGAAAUCCAAACCAGACUCCAGAUACCUGCCGCCCACCAAAA
This is a messenger RNA of Salmo salar (Atlantic salmon), 539 nucleotides long. The record is from RefSeq and is a predicted model, not a curated record. Lineage: Eukaryota; Metazoa; Chordata; Actinopteri; Salmoniformes; Salmonidae.